Molecule: messenger RNA, 1777 nt
Organism: Leptidea sinapis
Lineage: Eukaryota; Metazoa; Arthropoda; Insecta; Lepidoptera; Pieridae
Product: apyrase-like
Exons: 11
Coding region: 90-1724 (544 amino acids)
Biological process (GO): AMP catabolic process
Cellular component (GO): plasma membrane
Molecular function (GO): 5'-nucleotidase activity
Source: RefSeq, a predicted model, not a curated record
UUCAGCAUUAGUUACACAUUAGUUACAUUAAGGACGUUGAAAUAACAUGACAUAUUAAUGUGCUGAAUGUUUUUUAAUUCGCUUUUAAAAUGCGAGUUACCUUGUUGAAUUCUUUUGUGUUUAUUGUGUCUGUGAAAUAUUGCAGCGGGUUUGCGCUGCCAUUCGAAGGACUUUAUAAAUUGGAUAUAAUUCACUACAAUGAUUUUCAUGCACGAUUUGAAGAGACUUCUGUGGAAACACCGACAUGCCGGACCAACAACGCGUCAUGUCUUGGCGGAUUCCCUCGGUUAUAUCAGAAGAUAACAUCGCUGAAACAAGAGAAGCCUGAUGCGGUGGUGCUGAACGCCGGAGACAGCUACCAGGGAACGUAUUGGUACACGUUGCUCAAGUGGAAGAUCAUCCUGGAGUUUAUGAAUAUGUUGCCCAACGACGCACAUGCAAUUGGAAAUCACGAAUUCGACGAUGGGCCUGCCGGACUCGCGCCGUACCUCUCAGGCCUCAACGCGUCGGUGGUGGCUGCGAACAUGGACACCAGCAAAGAAACAAGUCUUAAAGGACUAUACCGCCCCCACAUUGUGAUUGAACGUAAGGGCCGGAAAAUUGGCAUCAUUGGGUUAAUAACCCCAGACACUAAGGUUUUAUCAUCAGCUGGUAAUGUGGAGUUCACCGACCCCGGUGAAGCAACACGGCGAGAAGCCAAAGCUUUGAAUGAUAAGGGCGUUGAUAUUAUAAUUCUGUUGUCACACUGUGGACUGGAUGUUGACAAAGUGUUAGCCCGGGACCACGGAGAGUUCAUAGACAUAAUAGUGGGGGGACAUACUCACUCUCUUCUGUGGAAUGGUCCGUCACCGAGUGGUGAGGCGGUAGCUGGACCAUACCCUGUCUUCGUAGAAACCACUGCCGAUAAGAAACAUAAGGUACUGAUAGUCCAAGCUUCAGCAUUUACCAAGUACAUGGGGAGUCUCUCAGUAUACUUCGAUUGUUUCGGUGACUACGUGAAGUGGGAAGGUGGUCCGAUAUUCUUGAACCGGUCCAUACCAGAAGAUGAAGAGGUGAAAGCAAAAUUGGAACCUUAUGCCAAAAUGGUGCACGAGGCCGAAUCAAAGGUUAUCGGUAGAAGUGAGAAUACGUUGCACUUCGAAGACUGCGUGUUUGGAGAAUGUGCUCUCGGGGACCUUCUGGUCGACAGCAUGAGUGAAUAUGCAAAAGAGAGCGAAAACAGUUCGUACGAUUAUCUUUCGUUUAUUCAGCGAGGGAAUAUUAAAGCUUCGAUACCGAGUGGAAAUAUUACAAAAGGGGUUUUAUUUGAGCUUCUUCCGUUUAACGAUCGUAUAGUGGUAUUUGAGCUGCAAGGAAAAUACAUUAGGGAAGCUCUUGAGCGAAGUGUAAUAAGUGCGUGGGGUAUGCAGCCGUUUAAGGGCCCUUAUGUACUACAAGUUUCAGGUCUUCAGGUAGAGUACGAUGUGAACCAACCAGAGGGUGAACGAGUGACUUCAGUUACAAUAGGAAAAAGCAAAGAGGCUUUAGACUUAGAGAAAUCUUACCACGUCAUUGCUCCAGCAUACUUGGCUGACGGUGGUGACGGUUUUAACAUGUUCAAGGAAGGAAAAAAGAAUGUCAAGAAUGUGGGACGGGACGAGCAAGCCCUGGAAGCGUUCAUACAAAAACAUUCGCCAAUAGAUUACAAUACGGACGGGCGAAUCAUAAUAAUUCAGUCGAGUUAGAUAAUUGUGUCAUAUGACAUUGUGAAGGCUAGUGUUAAUAAAGCUAAAUUAUA